Molecule: messenger RNA, 5143 nt
Organism: Drosophila takahashii
Lineage: Eukaryota; Metazoa; Arthropoda; Insecta; Diptera; Drosophilidae
Gene: loco
Product: locomotion defects
Biological process (GO): regulation of G protein-coupled receptor signaling pathway; signal transduction
Cellular component (GO): cytoplasm; plasma membrane; nucleus
Molecular function (GO): GTPase activator activity; protein binding
Source: RefSeq, a predicted model, not a curated record
ACAAUUUUAAUUACCGAUUUAUGCACAGUAAAUGGCUUAAAAGAAGCUUAAUAAUGCCAAAACGCAGUUAUUAACCGUGUGAAAAUGGGCUUCCACCCAAACACAAGUCAUCUACUAGUUAAAUAGAGGCCUAGAAAAGUGCAACAAAAUACGCCUGGCAGCUAGUGCGCGUGUGUGUGUGCCAUUGAUUACAUAGUUGGCAUAGGCCACGCACAGGUGCGAGCGAGAGGGAGAGCCUGUAAUCUGUAAUCCGAAAAGGGGCAGCAACAUAAACCGCAUUCCAUUUCCAUUUCCACAAAUCCAGGUUGCAGCUCCAUGAGAAAGUGAGCGCCAUGCACCACCAUCAUCCGCCUUUGCCCAUAACCGGAGCAAGUGGCUCCUCGAAUGCAGAGGGAGUUGCAGCAGAGGAUCCACCAGCUGCUGUGGCCACCGGAUCAACCCAAAUAGCCACCUCCUCGACGGCCUCAGGCUCCAACACCCAACAGCAUCAGCGGCGCCGCAAGAAGCGACCCAACUACAACUACAAUGGCAUCCGCACCGUGGAGGUGCGACGUGGCUACAACGGCUUCGGCUUCACCAUCUCCGGUCAGCAGCCCUGCCGGCUGUCCUGCAUCAUCAGUAGCUCACCCGCCGAACAGGCGGGCCUGCGUUCCGGUGACUUUCUCAUCUCCGUCAACGGACUCAAUGUCUCCAAGCUGCCGCACGAGACCGUCGUCCAGCUGAUAGGCAACUCCUUUGGGAGCAUACGCAUGCAGAUCGCCGAGAACUACUACUCGGACAGCUCGGAUGAGGAGAACGCCCAGGCCACGCUGAGGGGUCAACUGCUGGCCGCCAGUUUGAGGCACAAGCCGAGGUUCCUGCACCACAAGGCCAAGCUCCACAGGCUAAGAAACUCGCCACAGAAGAAGUUAAGUCCACCCGAGGCAGUGGAGACUACCAAGGCAUCCCCAGAUCACCCGACACUGCGUCCCGUGCUGGAGGAUGCCCCCCUGGCGGCCAAAGCAGCCGAUGUGGCCAAUGUCAGCGCCAUGGUGCGUGCCGUGGGCAGUGCCGCCCUGGAGUAUCGGGUGAUUGUGGGCUAUCUGGGCACCAUUGAGAUGCCCAAGCAGAUUUCGCACAGCUCCAAGCUGCAGACAGUGAGGUCCUGCAUACGCAAGCUGCGCCAAGAGAAGCGACAACCGACCAUUGUGCUGAUGUGCAUCACGCCGGACAGCCUGAGCCUGCAGAGCGCCGGCGGCGGCGUGCUGGCCACCUACUCCUCGGCCAGGCUGAACUUUGUGAGCUCCUCCUCGGAGAGCGAGAAUCGUUUCUUUGGCCUCGUGACCAGCGCCGUGCACAACACGCAGAUCGAGGAGGAGUACGAGCCGAGUGCUGCCGCUGGCCACAUCAGCAUCUCGCACAGCUGCCAUGUCUUUGUCAUCGACACCAAGCUCAUUGAGCACGCCCAGCACUUGCAGCGAGCCCAUGAGUUCCGGCUGCAGUGCACCAGGGAUCCCAUCUCGAAUUUGUGCCUGGAGUUCCCCAACAACUCGGAGUAUGUGGUGAAUCUGGUGCGCAGCAUGUACACCAUGCGUAUUCUGCCGCCGGCCAGUCGGAGUCACCAGGCGGACUACGAGGUGGGUGGAGGAGGAGCCGCUGGAGCAGCUGCCCACUCGCCGCAGCCGUCGAACCACAGCGAGAUCUCCACCACCACCUCCAAUUCGGAUUCGGGUAUUGGCUUCAACAACGAUUGCACGAACAUCUCGGAUCGCAUUCUGGUAGUGGAUUUUCUGGGUGCGGGAGCGGGAGCAGCCCAUGCUGGGCCACCUGCCCAUCCGGCGACUGCUCGUCCGCUGGGCAUCGUGGGCAUCCCAGACAACCGACUGACUGUGCGGGCCAUGCCCGAUCAUGCUGCGCUCCUCACAUCGCCGCCAAUCUCACAUCGCCCCAAUCUCCUGGCCAGCUUCAACCUGAUCAAGAGUCCCGCCACGAAUCUCACAUCCACGCGAUCCUGCGAUGAUGUACUCAAUCUCUUCGUGGACGAUUCGCCGCGUGCCUUGGGUGCCGUGGCCUCCAUGGACGACAUCUCGCUGCACUCGGCUGCUCCUUCCCUGGAUGAGGGCCACACAUUCGCCCAUCCAGCUUGUGUGCCCCGCAAAAUGCGCAGAUCUUUGCUUGCGGAGACCCCAACAACGCCGCAUAAACUGAGUGCCCAGGUGUUUGGACAGCCUGGUUCGCGACACUCACUGGGAUUCGAAGCCAUCGACAGCGUGCAGUCUUCGGUCAGUGGGGCAUGCAUCGAUCAGCCCAUGGACACGUGGGCCAGCCUACAGAAUUUGCAUAAAUCUCACAAGGAUCGCAACAGCCUGUCUGCCUCGUCGUCCUCACAUUGCCUUUUAGAAGCUACGAACAGUGAACCAGAUUUGGGGAACCGCGCUCUGCCCGCCAAUGCCUCGCCCUUCCGCCGAGCCUGGGGACAGUCUUCCUUCCGCACUCCCCGCUCCGACAAGGUGGCCAAGGAGCAGCAGCAGCCGGGCCAGUCGUCGCCAGUGAGACGCACUGCCUCGAUGAACGCCUCCGACAACGACAUGUACAUCAAGACGCUGAUGCUGGACUCCUCGGAUCUCAAGUCGACGCGCAGUCAGCAUCAGUUGAGCCUGCUACAGGUGCCCAAGAUCCUGACCACGCCUGCCCCGCCCUCCUCUAUCACCGCUUCCGUUGCUCCAGAGGAUGCGGCCCAAGAACAUGGCUGUCCGAGCAACUGGGGUGGCUCCUUCGAGCGGAUGCUGCAGGAUGCCGCCGGCAUGCAGACCUUUUCCGAGUUCCUCAAGAAGGAGUUCUCGGCGGAGAACAUCUACUUCUGGACCGCCUGCGAGCGUUACCGCCUGCUGGAAUCCGAGGCGGAUCGCGUGGUCCAGGCCCGUGAGAUCUUUGGCAAGCAUUUGGCCAACAGCAGCAGUGAUCCCGUCAACGUGGACUCGCAGGCACGCAGCCUCACCGAGGAGAAGCUGGCCGGUGCCGCGCCGGACAUAUUUGCGCCGGCCCAGAAGCAGAUCUUCAACCUGAUGAAGUUCGACAGCUACCAGCGAUUCAUCCGCUCCGACAUGUACAAGAGCUGCGUGGAGGCGGAGCAGAAGAACCAGCCGCUGCCCUACAGCGGCCUGGAUCUGGACGAGCUGCUCAAGACAAAUUUUCACAUGGGCGCCUUCUCCAAGCUCAAAAAAUCGGCUAGCAAUGCGGAGGAUCGGCGUCGCAAGAGUCUGCUUCCCUGGCACCGCAAGACGCGGAGCAAGUCCCGUUAUCGCACCGAGAUAAUGGCUGACCUGCAGCAUUCGCUGAUGCCGGCGCCACCACUUCCGCCACCUGCCCCGCUCACCAGUGCUUCGCUGAAGCUCGUCUCCGGUCAGAAUUCCCUGAGCGACAUACACAGCUCCAGGUCCUCGUUGUCCUCCUUUGACGCGGCCACCACCGCGACCGGCGGAGGAGGCCAAGGAGCCAGUGCGGAAAGCGUGUGCUCGCUGUGCCGGGUGAUCCUCACCGAUGGAGCCACUACCAUAGUCCAGACGCGUGCUGGAGAAACAGUGGGAGAACUGGUGGAACGACUGCUAGAGAAGCGGAACCUAGUGUAUCCCUACUACGACAUUGUGUUCCAGGGCAGCACCAAGUCCAUCGAUGUGCAGCAGCCGUCGCAAAUGCUCGCGGGCAAGGAGGUGCUGAUCGAGCGGCGGGUGGCCUUCAAGCUGGACCUGCCCGAUCCCAAGGUGAUAUCGGUGAAGAGCAAGCCCAAGAAGCAGCUGCACGAGGUGAUUCGGCCCAUACUCAGCAAGUACAACUACAAGAUGGAGCAGGUGCAGGUGAUCAUGAGGGACACUCAGGCGCCGCUGGAUCUCAACCAGCCGGUGACGAUGGCCGAUGGCCAGCGACUGCGCAUUGUGCUGCUCAAUCCGGAUUUUCAGGUUGGCGGCGGCAGUAGCAUGCCGCCGAAGCAAAGCAAACCGAUGAAGCCGCUGCCGCAGGGCCAGCUGGAUGAGCUGACGAACAAGGUGUUCAACGAGCUGCUGGCCAGCAAGGCGGAUGCGGCGGCCAGUGAGAGGUCGCGACCCGUCGAUCUCUGCUCCAUGAAGUCCAACGAGGCGCCCUCGGAGGCGUCGUCGUCGUCGCUGUUUGAACGCAUGCGGCGCCAGCAGCGCGACGGCGGCGGCAACAUUCCGGGUAGCAAGCUGCCCAAGCUCAAGAAGAAGUCCACUACUGGCAGUCAGCAGUCCGAGGAGGCGACUGCCGCGGAUCCCAAGAAGCCGAUUAUAGCCAAACUGAAGGCGGGCGUGAAGCUGCAGGUGACGGAGCGAGUAGCCGAGCACCAAGAUGAACUACUCGAGGGCCUGAAGCGGGCACAGCUGGCAAGGCUGGAGGAUCAACGCGGCACCGAGAUUAACUUCGAUCUGCCCGAUUUCCUGAAGAACAAGGAGAAUCUCAGCGCGGCAGUCUCGAAGCUGCGCAAGGUGCGCGCCAGUUUGAGUCCUGUGAGCAAGGCGGCGUCCACGCCCACGGAGAUUCCGCAGCCGGCGCCACGUCUGUCCAUCACACGUGGCCAGCAGACGGUGUCGCCCAUGAAGGUGGACCAGGAGCCAGAGACUGAACUGUCCGCCGAGACGCAGGACCCAACGGAAUUGGCCAAAGCGCCGCCUCCGCUGCCGCCGAAGCCAAAGGUGCUGCCCAUCAAGCCCUCCAACUGGGGCGUGGCCGUGACCCAGCCCACGGGCAACUAUUGCAACAAGUUCUCCCCAACCAGCAAACAGGUGCCGACAUCGCCUAAAGAAGCCUCGAAACCGGCAGCGUUUGCCAGCAAAAUACCACUGGAACUGGGACGAAAGUCCCUCGAGGAGGCGGGCUCGCGGUGUGCUUACCUCGAUGAGCCCAGCAGCAGCUUUGUGUGAUAUGGGUGUGCCCACGCAUUCGAAAUGGCUUUACUGAUCUUGCUUGUAUAUAUAUUUUAUGUAUGCGCCCUAUUUAUUUAUACUGUUUAUCCUAUUCUCUGUUAAAUGUCCAAACAAUCCAUGACGAACUUUUGUGUGUAAUCUACUGAGUGAACGCCUGUAUUUAUAACUAGCAACAUUAGGAUUUAGCUUUACUACAUUUUGUAUAAAUAUACCACAAACAUUUAAUA